This is a messenger RNA of Drosophila subobscura, 852 nucleotides long. RefSeq names its product bromodomain-containing protein 3-like. The record is from RefSeq and is a predicted model, not a curated record. Gene Ontology annotation, biological process: chromatin remodeling; regulation of DNA-templated transcription. Lineage: Eukaryota; Metazoa; Arthropoda; Insecta; Diptera; Drosophilidae. Gene Ontology annotation, cellular component: nucleus; chromatin. Bases 78 to 758 code for a protein of 226 amino acids. The transcript is spliced from 2 exons.
AGUUCAUUAGAUUCGCUUUGUGGUUCAAAUAGGCAGUUGCUAAAGAAAAAAAUACGAACGAAAAAAGAAGAUUUGCGAUGGACGCUUGCAAGAAUAUCAUCGAAGUGAUGCUCAACAAGGAGCACGUGGCCUAUGCCUGGCCCUUCUACAAGCCGUUCGAUGCUGACAUUGUGGAUCUGACCGACUACCACGACAAAAUCAAGAAGCCCAUGGACCUGGGCACCAUUAGGCUCAAAAUGGAGGACGGCCAUUACAGCAGCGUGCUUGAUUUUGCGAACGAUGUGCGCUUAGUAUUUAGCAACUGCUACAAAUACUAUCAUCCGAGAACUGAUUUUGUUGGCAUGGCCCAGAAGCUGCAGCACGUCUUCGAAGUGCUCUUCGCCGAAAUACGCGACGAACCGGUGCCCAAUGUGGUACACGACACGCACACGCAGGACAAUAUGCAUCAUGGCGAAUCUGACUUGCACGAUGACUACGCCAAGAUCAAGGUCCUAGAGUCCAAGUUGGACAUGACCUUUUCCACGAUUAACACUUUGGUGGAGAAUAAACGCAAGCUCAAGGCCAUAAAGAGGAGCAUCGAUGAACAGAAGCUGGUUCUCAAGAACGAGAUUUCUGACCUGAAGGCAGAGUUGAAGCGUCUCCAAGCUGUGUCCAAGGCCGACGAACGACGUAGACGUCAACGCUUGAGUAAUUUGCUUGGCCAAAUGGACCUGAACCCGAGUGAGGAAUCUUCUAGUAGCUUCGAAGGAGAUGUUUAACGUGAAGAAGAACUGCGGAGCACAGAGAAUAAACAGUAGCAGCAGAGAUUCCAUGGCAAUUGGAUUAUGAUUAAAAUAAUUCAGGCAAUGAUCG